Cottoperca gobio is the source of this 2142-nucleotide messenger RNA. Its product is annotated as nuclear body protein SP140-like protein. Gene Ontology annotation, molecular function: DNA-binding transcription factor activity, RNA polymerase II-specific; DNA binding; protein binding. The record is from RefSeq and is a predicted model, not a curated record. Lineage: Eukaryota; Metazoa; Chordata; Actinopteri; Perciformes; Bovichtidae. The transcript has 16 exons. Bases 25 to 1887 code for a protein of 620 amino acids. Gene Ontology annotation, cellular component: nucleus; cytoplasm. Gene Ontology annotation, biological process: humoral immune response; regulation of transcription by RNA polymerase II.
UUUUUUUGCAGUGGCUGACCACCCAUGGAUCCGAUGGAUUGGCUGGAGAAUAAGGAACUCCUGCAGUUUUUCCGCCGACAUAAAACAGAAAUGUCCUGCAUGGAGAACCCGUGCACCUUUCUCAACCAGCUCAGGGAUCACGACAUGGUGCUAGAGGACCAAUACAAGAGGGUGAGUCGCAUGAAGAGUAAAGAAAACAUGAAGAAAGGUCUUUAUGAAAUUCUGGACUGGUUGGAGAGGAAGCGAUCACAGGACAUCAAAGCGUUCUGGAGCUGCGUCUUCAAGGAGACCAUUUUGAACCAGUACCCCACCCUGCGUCUGCUGCGCAACAGCCUCAUGGACGGGUCGUUCCAGUUUGAAGUGCAACUGCCCGAGAGGGUGCAAACAGAAGAGGAAGAGAAAGGGAAGGCGCUUUCAGAAGAUGAGGAGGAAGAAGAGAAGAAGGCUAACUCUGUGAAAAAGAAGAGAAAACUGUGCGAUGAAGAGGCGGAGCAGGCCGGUCCAUCAGCUCAGUUGACUCCGAAGAAAAAGGCCAAAAAAAUAUUGUUCUCCUCUCCCCUCAAGAAGGGAGAAAAGAGUGACAUUUGGACCUGGCCCAUCUAUAAGCUCCAGCUGCCUGUGACCUGUGGACUCCUAGCGGGGACACUGAGCAGACUCAGACUGUCAAAAGGGGAGAAGUGCAUUUUUGUCGGUAGACAGUGGUUUUCUCCCAGUGAAUUUGAGAGCUUUGCGGGGAAGAAGAGCUCCAAGAACUGGAAGCUGAGCAUUCGAUGUAUGAACACACCGCUGGCAAAACUUAUACAGGAAGGUCACCUGAAAGCAGCAACAUACAGAGGGUGUACACAGACCAAGAAAUCCCUGUUCCCAUCUGAUCACGUAACCACAGUGUCUGAGGGAGAAGAAGAUGAAGACUCUGACUCUGACUCUGACUCUGACCUGGAAGUUUCGUCAAGCAGCAAAGAAAGUUCCACAGCUGUUACAGAUGAAGGAGGAGAUACGGAGGAACCGACUGAGCAGCAGCCAGAAGCCAGCAAUGAUGGUGACAAGAAGGUGUUCAAAGUCACAUGUGGCGCUGUAGCUGGGACCUUACACAGAAAACGAUUUGCAUCAGGGAAUUUAGGAAAGAGUAUUCGUACUGAGACGAGCUGGAUGAGCCCAGUGGAGUUCAUGAAGAAGGGAUCAUGUCAGACAUAUUCCUCCUGGAGAAAAGACAUCAAGUGUGAAGGGGAACCAAUCAGUGACCUAAUAGAGGCAAACAUCUUGAGGAUCCACCCACUGCUGUGUAAUUGCAGACUGUGCAAACCAGAUUGUGAGGACCUGGAGAAUCAGAAAAACGAUGAUGAGUGUUUCCUCUGUAAAACGGAAAAAGAAGAAGAGUUGGUGGUGUGUGAUGGCUGCCCUCGCUCCUUCCACAAGAAAUGUCACCUGCCUCAUGUAGAUGACAAACUUUUAGGGGACAAAAGCCUGUGGAUGUGUACCUUCUGUGUGUACAAAACUGCUAAAGAUCUCUACGGGGAAGAGCUGGAAAGAAAAGAAGCCAUGUCUCGCCAAAUAUCCCAAUGGAUGCUGCAAUGCCAUUAUCUCCUUCUGUGUCUGUGCAGUGCUGAUGAGGAACAAAUAUUUACUACAAACCCAUGCCUCUAUUUGGAACGCUACUCCACUGUGAUCACGACUUCGAUGUGGAUCGGCAAUGUAGCAGAUAAACUCCAGAAGCAAUGCUACCAGACUGUUGGAGAGUUUGUGUCCGACAUCCAGCUCAUUUUCACCAACUGUGCUUCAUACAACAGAGGUAAUGCUGAAUUCCUUGCCAAGGGCAACAGACUGAAGGAGCUAUUUGACAGAGAAUUUAAGAGUGUGUUCAACAUUACUGAACUGAAUGUUAACUGAUAAACAGGGUUUAGUUCUCAAACUCAGUAGCUACUUGGAAAAGGGACUUUACUUUAAUUAAGGCAGACAGUUUAAAUUGCAUACUUUUUGCACAAUUUCAUUUGAAGUGUCAAUAUGUGGAGGACACAUUCCAUGAAAAUAUAAAAAACAAUGUAUACUUAAAGGGCCUACGAAAUGAUAAACAUGAAAUUCUACUGAUUAUAAUAAAUGCUAUUUGUUCUGACGUCACAAGUAGAAAACAGUCCACCAGUAUAC